AUGUCUGAAGGAGACAAGAAUCCAGAGGUCUCCUCCUUGGGGCAACAACAGAAGGGAGAUAUGGAGCAGGACCAGUGGAAGCUGGACUACAUCAUGGAAUGUGCGAGUUCUUAUGGAACAGUAGAAGUUGAGGAACUGUUGGGAAAUGCCACAGAGAUGCCUCAGCAUGUGGAUGAAGAGAUGAUCUUCCACUUCCAGGGUCCCUCUUUUCUGUCAGAGGAGGACUUAAUGCUAAGUAAGUACACCAAAGACACCAUGCCACUACUGCAUCAAAGCAAAGGAAGAGAAAACUUUUACCCCACACAGACUUGGAAAACAAAUGAUUUGCUGCAAAAUUUCACACAGUUGCUACUUCUACAAAAACCUUGCCCAAGAGGCUGGGAGACCUUGGUAUGGAAAAGAUGGCAUAAAUAUAAAAGAGAGGAAAGAGGACAUCUGAUUGAGAUCCAAGACUUAUUUUGCCCAAGCCCGGAUACCCAGGAAGAGCCUCAACUUGUUGUAUUAGAGGGUGCUGCUGGAACUGGAAAGUCAACACUGGCCAGGCAGGUGAGGAGAGCAUGGGAAAAGGGCCAGCUCUACAGGGAUCGCUUCCAGCAUGUCUUCUACUUCAGCUGCAGAGAGCUGGCUCACUGCAAGAAGCUGAGUCUUGCUGAGCUCAUAGCAAAAGACCAGACUCUGCCUGCAGCUCCCAUCAGAGAGAUCCUGUCUCACCCUGAGAAGCUGCUCUUCAUCCUGGAUGGCAUAGAUGAGCCAGCCUGGGUCUUGGAAGAUAAGAAUCCCAAGUUCUGUCUGCACUGGAACCAGUUACAACCUGUGCACACACUGCUGGGCAGUUUGCUGGGGAAAUCUGUCCUGCCUCAGGCUUCCUUGUUGCUCACAGCUCGAACCAAAGUUCUGAAGAAGCUUAUUCCUUCCUUAAGGCAGCCACGUUGGGUGGAAAUCCUGGGUUUCUCUAAGUCUGGACGGAAGAAAUAUAUCUACAAAUAUUUCACAGAGGAAAGAGAAGCAAUGGCAGCUUUUAACUUGGUUAAAUCAAACCCGGUGCUCUCAACACUAUGUGUGGUGCCCUGGGUGUCCUGGCUGGUCUGCACCUGCCUGAAGCAGCAGAUGGAUCAAGGACAAGACCUCUCACUGACCUCACGGACCACCACAGAGCUCUGCCUGAAAUACCUUUCCCAGGCUCUCUCAGGUCGUGCCCUGGGGUACCAGCUCAGAGCACUCUGCUCACUGGCUGCUGAGGGAAUCUGCCGAAGAAGGACCCUGUUCAGUGAGAGAGAUUUUUGGAUCCAAGGACUGGCUGAUGAUGUCAUUGCCACUUUCCUGAAGAUUGGUAUCCUUCAAAAGCAUCCUGAAUCUUUGAGCUACAGCUUUGCCCACGUGUAUCUCCAGGAGUUCUUUGCAGCAAUGUCCUAUGUAUUGGAGAAUAGCGUGCUAAGACUUGGUUAUAUGAAUAUCUACAGAAUUGUGGAAGCACUAAAGGAAGUCUAUGGAAGACAUGACCUGUUUGAGGCACCCACUGUGCGCUUCCUAUUUGGUCUUUCAAGUAAAAGAGGGAUAAAAGAAAUGCAGAAUAUCUUUGUCUGCAGUUUGCCUCAGGAGACAGGGUUGUACCUACAACGGCACAUCCUAAAGGAAACCCAACACCAUCAACCAUAUGCUGUGAGUUUACUCCAUUGUCUGUAUGAGACUCAGGAUGGGGACCUCCUGACAGAUGUAAUGCACAUUUUUCAGGGAACAACGGUGCAUGCCUCAGUGGAUAUGCUACAUCCAGUGUUCCAGACAAACAUUAACCACCUGGUGGUUCAUACAGAUGUGGAACUCAUGGUGGUCACUUUCUGCAUUAAGUUCUGCCACCAUGUGAAAAGGCUUCAGCUGAACGCUUGUGGACAACAGGAACAAACACUGGCAUCCCCCAGUAUGGUUCUGUCCAGGUGGACUCCUAUCACUAAUGCCAGUUGGCAGAUUCUCUUCUCCACUCUUGAGUUCACAGGAAGUCUGAAGGUGCUCGACCUAAGUGGAAACCCAAUGAGCUACUAUGCAAUUCAGAGUCUCUGUAGGACACUAAGAUGCCCUGGAUGUCAACUAAGGACAUUGUGGCUUGUCAACUGUGGCCUCACAUCCAGCCACUGUGCGGACCUGGCCCAAGUGCUCAGUGCCAGCUCCAACCUGACUGAGCUAGACCUGCAGCUGAAUGACCUGGGAGACCAUGGUGUGAGGCAGCUGUGUAAGGGACUCAGAAGUCCUGCCUGCAAACUCAGAAUCCUAUGGCUGGACCAGGCCCCUCUCAGUGACCCAGUGAUUAUGGAGCUCAGGGCCCUGCAGGCAGAGAAUCCACAACUGCUCAUCUCCAGCACAUGGAAGCCACGUGUGAUGAGCCCUACUAAGAACCCGGAAGGAAAAGGAGUGGGUAACAGUGUGACCUCAUUCAAGCCACAGAGACCACAGUCAGGUGAGCUCUAUGGGAGUGGAAGUGGAUCCAGACAAGGGACAUUUGCAGAGGAAGGACUGGUGGAGGGAGCUUCCUACUCUCCUGCCCAGAUCACCGAAGAAGCAACAUGUGAGCUGACAGCUGAAAAAGAUUACAAACACAUGGAAUCACUGGGUACUGAAGAUGACUUCUGGGGCCCUACAGGACCUGUGGCUACAGAGGUGAUUGACAGAGAAAGGAACGUGUACAGAGUUCAGUUCCCUGUGGCUGGUUACUACCACUGUCCCAACAUAGGACUCUCCUUUGUGGUGACAAGGGCAGUGACCAUCGAGAUUGGAUUCUGUGCCUGGAGACAACACCUGGACAAGACUCCCUUGCAGGACAGUCAUAUGGUGGCUGGGCCUCUGUUUGACAUCAAGGCUGAGCAGGGAGCUGUGGCUGCUGUGCACCUCCCUCACUUUGUGGAUCUCCAAGAGAGACGGGUAGACACCACCUUGUUCCGUGUGGCCCACUUUCAAGAACAUGGGAUGGUCCUAGAAGUGCCAGCCAAAGUGGAGCAGUGCUACACAGUCUUGGAAAACCCAAGCUUCUCCCCAAUGGGAGUUCUACUGAGAAAGAUCCCUGCUGUCAGGCGGCUCAUCCGCAUCACUUCCAGUACAUUGAUCUACUAUCAACUCAAUCUCAAUGAAGUCACCCUUCAUCUCUACCUGAUACCCAACGACUGCACCAUUCAGAAGGCCAUUAAUGAAGAAGAAAUGAGUUUUCAGUUUGUCCGAAUACACAAGCCACCCCCAGUAGACUCUCUUUACAUUGGCUCACGGUACAUAGUGUCUGCUUCCAAGAACCUGGAAAUCAUUCCAAAGGAACUGGAGCUGUGCUACCGGAGCCCUGGGGAAUCCCAGCUCUUCUCUGAGAUCUAUGUUGGCCGCAUGGAUUCGGUGAUUAAAUUGCAAAUCAGAGACAAAAAGAAUAGGAAUCUCAAAUGGGAAGCCUUGCUGAAGCCAGGGGAACUCAGACCUCUACCACCCAUGAUCUCUGCAUCCAACAAAGAUGCUGCUGCCUUGCUACACUUUGUGGACCAGUAUCGAGAGCAGCUGGUGUCCCGAGUGACAUCAGUGGACCCUGUCUUGGACAAGCUUCAUAGGCUGGUGCUGAGUGAAGAGGAGUAUGAGGCAGUGCGAGCUGAAGCCACCAACCAAAACAAGAUGCGGAAACUGUUUAGCCUCAGCCGGUCCUGGACCAUGGACUGCAAAGAUAAAGUCUACCGAGCUCUGGAGGAGACUCAUCCUCACCUGAUCAGGGACCUUCUGGAAAAGUAACACAGGGUCUCUGUGCAAUUCUGACAGCAUAGUGGCUGAGUGGUCCAGGAAGGUGAGUGUCCAGACAGACUGGAUCCACAAAAUCCAGU
Molecule: messenger RNA, 3836 nt
Organism: Myodes glareolus (Bank vole)
Lineage: Eukaryota; Metazoa; Chordata; Mammalia; Rodentia; Cricetidae
Source: RefSeq, a predicted model, not a curated record